AUGAUUGCUGCAGCGUUUUUGGUCUUAUUGAGACCGUAUAGUAUUCAAGUUGUUUUGCUAUUAUUGCUGCUGUUGCUUGGAACUAUUGCAACAAUUCUUUUUUUCUGUUGCUGGCAUCGGAGGCUUCGUAACGGGAAACAUCCCAUAAAAUCUGUGCUUUCAGGGCGCUCAAGGAGUCGCGAAGCUGGUCUCCGGACGCAUCAUUUUCGAUCAGAGGGUUUCAGGCACAGUCCGCGCCAUGCCAGGAGGGCACGCGCUCGAGUGGCAGAGGAAAAGCCUCUUGUCGAAAUUCCCCAGAGUGAUCAUCAGAGUGACUCGUCCACAACUGUGAGGAAACGAAAAGUGAAGAAAAGAGUCCUUCCAGACUUCUAUCACUCAGUACAAGUCACCCCAACACGCAAACCCAGCUCCGGUUCUGGCAACGCUUCCCUUCACUGUUCCAUGUCUUCAUCGGCGGAUUUCUCGGACGAAGAUGAUUAUAGUCUUAAAUCUGGGUCAGUCUCACCGGCACCGGGGGACACUUUACCCUGGAACCUACCAAGACACGAGCGACAUAAGCGACAAAUUCAGGGAGGAUCCGUUUUGGAUCCAGCAGAGAGAGCUGUGCUCAGGAUUGCAGAUGAAAGAGACAGAGUGCAGAAAAAGACUUUUACAAAAUGGAUAAACCAACAUCUCCUGAAGGUCCGGAAGCAUGUUAAUGACCUGUAUGAAGACCUACGAGAUGGACAUAACCUGAUCUCACUGCUGGAGGUCCUGACUGGCCAGUCAUUGCCAAGGGAGCGUGAUUUCCUCAAGACGUUGCGGUUGGUGAGUUCGGCAGAAGCAUGUGCGGUUGAGCAGCAUGGACAUGAGCAGGAUGAUGAUAAGGGGCCUCGGGAGAAAGGGAGGAUGCGGUUCCAUAGACUCCAGAAUGUACAGAUAGCACUGGACUUCUUAAAGAGGCGGCAGGUCAAGCUGGUUAACAUCAGGAAUGAUGACAUCACAGACGGGAAUCCCAAAUUGACGCUGGGAUUGAUAUGGACCAUAAUUCUGCACUUUCAGAUCUCGGAGAUCCAUGUCUGCGGGGAGUCGGAGGACAUGACAGCCAAGGAGCGUCUGCUGAUGUGGUCCCAGCAGAUGACCGAGGGCUACGUGGGCGUACGCUGUGACAACUUCACCUCCUCCUGGAGGGACGGGAGGCUUUUCAACGCCAUCAUUCACAAAUACAGGCCUGACCUGGUGGAUAUGGCCAGAGUGUCGGCCCAGACUAGCCGGUCAAACUUAGAACAGGCCUUUGGUGUGGCUGAACGGCUUGGGGUGGCCAGACUACUGGACCCUGAGGACGUGGAUGUGCAGACUCCUGAUGAGAAGUCAGUCAUCACAUACGUCUCCACUCUGUAUGAUGUCUUCCCUAAAGUACCUGAUGGUGUUGACGGUAUCAAUGCAAAUGAUGUUGAUAUAAAAUGGGUAGAGUACCAGAACAUGGUGAAUUACCUGAGCCAGUGGCUCAAACACAAUGUGGCAGUGAUGUCAGACAGAGCGUUCCCUAACAACCCAGUGGAACUCAAGGCACUUUAUACACAGUACUUGCAGUUUAAAGAGAAUGAAAUCCCGCUGAAAGAAACCGAGAAGAGCAAAAUCAAGCAUCUUUACAAAAUGCUUGAGGUGUGGAUGGAGUUUGGUCGUAUCCAGCUUCCUCAGGGAUAUCACCCCAACGAUGUGGAGAAGGAAUGGGGCAAGCUGAUCGUGGCCAUGCUGGAGCGAGAGAAGAGCCUGAGGCCUGAGGUGGAUAGGCUUGAAAUGUUGCAGCAGAUUGCCAACAGGGUCCAGCGGGACUGUGUCAAUGGAGAGGACAAACUAGCAUUAGCAAGAGCAGCUCUGCAAUCUGAUGCUAAGAGGCUAGAGUCUGGGGUCCAGUUCCAGAAUGAGGCAGAGACCGCUGGGCACCUUCUGGAAUGUGAAAACCUGCUGAGACAGCAGGUGGUAGAUAUCCAGAUUCUACUGGAUGGGAAGUACUACUACUCCGAUCAGCUUGUUCAAAGGGUAUCCAAGCUCCGUGACGACCUGCUGGGCCUGAGGGCAGAGUGUUCCUCUGUGUACAGACAAGGACGCACCCUAACCACCCAACAGACCACGAUGAUGAUCUCAGGCAUCACUCAGAGUCUCAACUCAGGCUUCUCCUCCUCCAACCUCAACUCCAGCCUCACCCCUGGAGGCCUGGGAACCCCCGGUUCCACCUUCACCUCCAUCCUUACCCCGGGCCUCACCCCUGCCCUGAGUCCCGCCAUGACCCACGGCGGCAUGCAGCCCGGCUUGGUGCAGGCCUACAUGGGGGGCGGAGGAGUGGGUAUGGCCCCGGGAGACCUCCAGCACCUCAAACAAAUGCAGAUCCGCAAGCCCCUGUGCAAGUCCUUGCUAGUGGACCCCAACAUGACCGAGGAUGAGGUCAACAUAAACUUUGUGCAGGACCUGAUCAACUGGGUGGAGGAGAUGCAGGUGCAAUUGGAUCGCGGAGAUUGGGGAUCUGAUUUGCCAAGUGUGGAAACACAUUUAGAGAACCACAAAGGGGUUCACAGAGCCAUCGAAGAAUUUCAAAUGAGCCUUAAAGAAGCCAAACUUAGUGAGAUUCAGAUGACCCAAAAACUAAGUUAUUCUGAGAAACUGGGAAAAUUGGAAACCCAGUAUGGGAAGUUACUGAACUGUUCGCGGGAGCGUCAGAAGAACCUGGAGAGCCUCCAUGACUUUGUUUCGCGGGCCACCAUGGAACUCAUCUGGCUCAAUGAGAAAGAGGAGGAGGAGGUCGCUUUCGACUGGAGCGAUCUCAACGGCAACAUCUCUAAGAAGAGACAGUACCACUCUGAUCUGAUGAGAGAGUUGGAUGAAAAGGAGGAGGUGAUCAAGUCUGUACAGGACAGGGCAGAGAACCUUCUGCAGGGGAACCACCCUGCUAGGUUAACUAUUGAAGCAUACAAAGCAGCCAUGCAGACCCAGUGGAGUUGGAUCCUACAGCUAUGCUCUUGUGUGGAGCAGCACCUCAAAGACAACACAGUCUAUUUUGAGUUUUUCAAUAAUGCCAAAGAGUCCAUGGAUUACCUGAAGAGCCUGCAAGGUGACAUCCAAAGAAAGUAUUGCUGUGAUCGGACAAGCAGUGUACACAAGCUGGAAGAUCACAUCCAGGAGUCCAUGGAUGAGAAGGAGCAGCUCCUCCAGUACCGCAGCACAGUGGCUGGGUUGGUGGGCAAAGCCAAGGCUAUCGUCCAGCUCAAGCCUAGGAACCCAGAUACCCCUGUCAGAUCCUCCAUACCCGUCAAAGCCAUCUGUGACUACCGACAAAUAGAGAUCACCAUCUAUAAGGAUGAUGAGUGUGUCCUGGCCAGUAACUCUCACCGGGCCAAGUGGAAGGUGAUCAGUCCAUCUGGGAACGAGGCUAUGGUUCCCUCUGUCUGCUUCACUGUGCCUCCACCCAACAAGGAGGCUGUGGACCAGGCCAGCAGAAUUGAGCAGCUGUACCAGAAUGUCCUGACUCUGUGGCACCACUCCCACAUAAAAAUGAAGAGCGUGGUCUCCUGGCACUACCUGAUGGCAGACGUCAGAGCCAUCCGUGACUGGAACGUGUCCUCAAUUAAGACCAUGUUGCCAGGCGAGCACCAGCAGGUCCUUAGCAACCUGCAAUCCCACUUUGAGGACUUCCUGGAGGACAGCAAGGAGUCGGAGGUGUUCACUGUGGCAGACUGUUCCCAGCUAGAAAGGGAGGUGCUGGCCUGCAAGGACUACUACGAGGAGCUGCUCAAGUCUGCAGAGAGAGAGGAACACGAGGAGUCUGUGUACAACCUGUAUAUCUCUGAGGUGCGUAACUUCCGCAUGCGUCUGGAGGCUCAGGAGGAGCACCUGAUCCGACAGAUCCGCACCCCUCUGGACAGAGACGACCUGGAGCAGAGUGUCCUGCGCAUCACAGAGCAAGAGAAGAAGAAGGCAGAGCUGGAUCAGCUGAUGGACGAUCUGGAGACCAUGAAGGAGAAGUGUGAGACGUUCUUCAGACAGGCCGGGGCCUCUCCCGCUGUCCCCACCCUCUCCUCUGACCUCAAUGUCCUCAUCCAGAGCAUGAGCCAAGUCUACUCCAUGUCCGCCAUCUACCUAGAGAAGCUGAAGACAGUGAGCUUGGUGGUGAGGCACAGCCAAAGUGCGGAGGCUCUAGUGAAGCUCUAUGAGGCCAAACUCUCUGAGGAAGACGCCGUGAACUCUGACCUGAAAUCCAUCGACACAGUCGUCAGCACACUCAAGCAAUGGCGCUCAGAGAUCGACAAACAGAGGGAGAUCUUCCAUGACCUGGAGGAUGGGCUACAGAAGGCCCGUGGUAUCAGUGAACGCAUGUUCAAGGCCCACAACGAGCGGGACUUUGACCUGGACUGGCACAAGGAGAAGGCUGACCAGCUAGAAGAAAGGUGGAACAACGUCCACUCCCAGAUUGAGAGCAGACUUCGGGACCUGGAGGGCAUCAGUAAAUCACUGAAGUACUACAAAGACUCCUACGGCAGUCUGGAUGAGUGGGUCAGAGAGAUGGAGGCUGCUCAGCUCAAGACCCAAGAGAAGCAGCCAGAGGACAGCAAAGCGCUCGCUGAGCUGGUAAACCAACAGAAGGUCCUCGUUGCAGAAAUGGAACAAAAGCAGAGCAGAAUUGAUGAAUGCCAAAAGUACUCAGAGCAGUACUCAUCUGGUGCUAAAGAUUAUGAGCUACAGCUGUUGACCUACAGAGCCAUGGUUGACUCCCAGCACAAGUCCCCGCUCAAGAGACGGAGGAUGCAGAACUCGGCUGAUGCCAUCAUCCAGGAGUUCAUGGACCUCCGAACUCGCUACACGGCCGUAGUCACCUCCAUGACACAGUAUGUCAAGUUUGCCAGUGAGACAUUGAAGAGAGCAGAAGGCGAAGAGAGAUCUGUUGAUGAGGAGAAGAAAGAGCAUGGUGAUAAAGUAAGCAAGCUAUUGAAUUGGAUGUCCAGUGUGAAACCGGGCGAGAACAAAGAUGGUAAAGCCAGCACAGAGGCCUCUAGUAAGCCUCAGGUGUCAAUGGAAGAGAUGGUAACAAAAAAAGAGAAAAUUGCAGAAGCACUGAGGACUACACAGCUUAUGCUAAGUAAACACAGUGAUAAGAUGACCGAGGAAGAGAAGCAGGAAGCAAAGGAGCAGCUGAAAUCCCUCCAUCAAGCCUACAGUGAUCUCGCCCAGCAUUGUUCUGAUCAGACACCAUCUGCCGAGCAGGAGUUUCAGACCAUUGAAGGCGUUCUCGAGGUGGGAAGUAUAGAGGUCUACUCUGUGUUUAGCUCUGUCCAGAGCGGCAUGAUCGACCAUACCACUGGGCUCAGUCUCCUGGAGGCUCAGCUCAUCACCUCUGGCCUCGUUCUGCCUCAGUUCAGGAUGUGUCUGGAGCUGGACGAAGCUUUCCAUCACAACCUCAUUGACGAGGCCACCUGGAAGCAGCUCAGAGAGCUCAACGAAGCCAACCGGAGUAUCCUGAGCCCUCCGUUCUCUUCAGAACCUCUCCCUGUGAUGGCAGCGCUUAGAGAGGGGGCCGUUUCUGAGCGCCUCGCCAUGAAGGUUAUAGAGAUCCAGUUGGCUACAGGUGGGUUGAGGGUGUCCUACACAGGUGAUGUACUGACUCUGGAGAGGGCCUUUCAGUUUGGCCUGAUCCCUGCACAUCUGUAUGUCAAGCUCCUGGAGAGACAGAACACAUGGAAGGACCUGAUCAACCCCGGCACGGCAGAGAAGGUCUCGCUUACCCAGCUGGUGCAGAGGAGCGUGGUUGAUGAGGAGACUGGACUGCGACUGCUGCCGGUGAAGAAGAGCCACAAUGGGAGCAUAGAGUUGACAUCCGGAAGGGUGAUGAGUGUACUUAGGGCUGUUCAUGAAGGGUUGAUUGACAGAGAGACCACGUUGAGGCUGCUGGGUGCUCAGCUGUUUGCAGGCGGUAUCGCCGACCCCAAAACAGGCGGUAAGCUCACUGUAGAGCAAGCCCUGUCAGAGGGCUUGAUCGAUCAAGACACUGCCAGUGGGAUACUGAGCCAGCAGGCCCAAACUGGAGGUAUAGUGAAUCCUCAGAAUGGCAAAAGGCUAACAGUGGAUGAGGCUGUUCAGUGUGAUUUGAUGAGCUUUAGCAGUGCACUCUUGGUGCUGGAGAAACAGAAGGGGCUCAUGGGUCUUUUAUGGCCUCACUCUGGUGAAAUCUUGACCAUUUCCACCUCUCUGCGGCACGAAAUCAUCACCAGUCAGCUCGCAUUCAAACUGCUCAGCAAUAGACAGAAAAUAGCGUCCCUUUACAUAGCAGAAUACUCAGAGGUAGUGGAUAUUAACUCUGCUACUCAAAAUGGUUUCAUUGAUGUACACACAGCAGAGGUGUUGAAAACCAUUGAAAUACCAGAUGUUUUUCCUGAUGUUGAUGACCUUAAUGACAGAUUUUCUAACUGGCUGAUGUUGAGAGAGCUUCAGAUUGGAGGAUCCCAUCGCACUACAGAUGAUAAUGAGAUUGAUUAUGAGAACAUAAAUACCCCAUCUUCCAUUGAGGCAAAACAGUUAUUUAUCUCAUACCUCACAAUGAAUAGUUACAUGGAUCCAAAAUCAGGACAAAGGCUUUUAAUAUUCGAUGGACAGUUGACUAAAAUGGCAGAACUUUUAGUUGACAUUUCAGUAGAGGCACCUGAAAACCAGGGCCUUGUGGACGAGGACACUGUGUUAGAUGUGUGGGCAUUGCAGCUCCACAAGGGAGAUGUCUUAGAGGAAGAGAAAAGCACAGUGGCAACCCUGAAAGAAGCUGUGUCUAAAGGCUCCAUAUCCUCCCAGAUACCCCUGCAGAUCACGGAACAGCAUAGCCUGUUAGGUGUACAUGACCCCAAGUCUGGAUACUUAAUGACACAUGAUAGUGUCCCACCACCUGCGUUGGCGAUCUAUACUGCUCUAAGGUCUGGUUUAGAUGAGCUGGUGAGAAUGAGAGUGGAGGGGGCAGAUGUCGAUGACUUGCAAAAGGCUGAGACCCAAGCAGUGGAGGACAUCAUCAACCUGAUACAGGACAAUCCACAGUCCCAUGGAAGAGGUUUUGGUGAUUUUGGUGAGGAGACAGAUGCAGCGCCUGGGCUUAUGAAAAGUAGUAGCCCAGAUCUCCUCAGGGAUCUGUUGAAGCAGGAGGCUCUCCGUUCAGGUAAAACUAGUCCUGAGAAAGAGGAAGGGGAACCCCUCCAUGAAGAAACCCCUCCAUCUGAUAUGACCCAGAUUCAGUCUCAGCUUCUGCAGGUUCUUCAAAGUUUAUCCUCAAGCCAAGACCCUGCCAUGCUCAGAGAUGUGAUAGGAACCUUGAGCAGUAUUCUGGGCGGUGCUCCUCACGAGGGCAGGCCACACAACCUGGAGAUCAUCCAGGAGGAGGGCUCAUCAGAUGAGGCUGAAGGUGCCGUGGCAGAUCCCAUGGAAGCUCCUGACCUAUGUCAAUCUACAGAGGUUGAAACCAUUUCAGACACAGGCAAUGCUGAACCAGUUCAAUCUAAAGUCAGGCAACAGUACUCCACCCAGGAUUAUCUGGAGUGUGUGGGCAGACUUCAGGAUCAUGCAGAUGUUCUAGAGGAGAUCAGGAAUGUCCUGUCAUCCCAGCAGGGCUCUCUGAGUAACAAUAUGGAGGAGUUACACAGUCAUCUGGAUGAAUCUCAGGCCCAGUUGAAGUCAACAUACCAGGAUCUCCUCAGUAGCCUUGAUAGACUAUCAGGCUGUAUUCAUGACAACUCUGAGAUGGCCGGCAACCUCGACAUCCUGAACACAUCUGACGUGGACACAGUGAAAGACAUGAUCCAAAAGAAUAAGGGCAUGGAGACUAAUCUGUCAGGGACCCACAGACAUCUGGAGGACACUGCGUUUGACAUCCAGUACUUUAUCUCAGAGCAUGCCCAGUUCCUGAGUCCGGCCCAGAGCAGGCACCUCCUCAAGUCUCUCAGCGCCACCCAGAGGGCGUUUAAGGAACAGACGGAGAGGGUGGCCAAACAGAGACGCACCCUGGAACGCCACCUGGAGAUCAGAGAGGACGAGAGUCAGCAGAAGUACAUGGAGGAGAAACAGAAGGUGAUCUCAGACAAGCUGCAGGAGCUGUGUGACAACCUGACCAAUACAGAGAACCGUCUGAUAGGCCAUCAGCAGCAGACCAAGGGUGCAGCGAGUGUGGAAGACCUGCAGCAUGUGCAGCAAGAGCAUCAGGCCUUGCAGAAAGACAUCUUGACCAAUGGCAGUGCCUUGAAUGAGGUCAUCAGUAGCACCAAGAAGUUCCUGGAUGAGAAUCGGUCUACGCUGACCCCAGAUCAGAUCAUUGCCAUCGAGAGCAAGCUGGAGGACGCCGAGAGCAAGGUCAAACUUAUCAACCAACGGGCAGAGGAGUCCAGGAAAGACCUGGAGAAGUCUGUGACCACUGCUAUCAAACAGGAGACUGAGAAGGAGGCUGCUGUUGAGCAGCUUGAGGAGAGCAAGAACAAGAUUGAGGGUUUGCUGGACUGGAUCAACAACAUGGGGAAUGAGAAAGGGAUGGGGGGCGAACAGACAGACCAUAUGGGCAUACAGAACGGGAACAUGCCGUUGCAUUCGGAGACCUCGGCCAAGAACAUUCUGGGUGAGGAUGAUGACCCCAAUGGAAACAAUGGAAAUGCUUUCCAGACUACAGACAACGACACUGAAGGACAGGCCACAGGGAAGACCCCAGAACUGGACCUGGAAAAGCAGUAUGACAGAGUCAAGGCUCGUCACCAGGAGAUCUUGUCCCAGCAACAGGAGCUGAUCAUGGCCACCCAGUCAGCCCAGGCUCUGCUGGACCACCAGGCCCAUGCCUUGUCGCCCACGGAUAAGGACAAGCUCCAGAGGGACAUCCAGGAGCUGAAAGGACGGUACAACUCUUCCCUUACCCAGGCAGAACAGCAGAUGAAGCAGGUGGUCCAGGUUCAGGAGGAGCUGAAGAAGUUCCAGGGAGACUGUGAGGAGUUUGAGGGCUGGCUGCAGCAGGCCGAGGGGGAGGUGGAGGAGCUGGGAGCCCCUGCUGGAGCUCUCAACAACCUCACAGAGAAGCUCCAGAGACAGAAGAGCUUCUCUGAGGACGUCAUCUCCCACAAGGGAGACCUGCGGUUCAUCACCAUCUCAGGACAGAAGGUGUUGGACGUGGCGAAGGCCUGCGGACGCAUGGACCCUGGUGGGAAAGAUGCCCAGCUGGAGGUGGAUACCACUGCAACCUGUGCUGCUGUGAAGGAGAAGCUGGACUCAGCUGCUGGUCGCUUCAAAGCCCUACACUCUCAGUGCAAUGAUCUUGGCAACAAUCUCAGAGACGUGGUGGACAAGUACAAGAAGUAUGAGGACUCGGCUGCUGGUCUCCUGAAGUGGCUCAACAACUCAGAGGAGGACGCCAGAAGGCAGCAGUCUGAGGCCAUCGCUGCCGACCCUCAAACCCUACAGAAACAGCUGGAGGACACCAAGGGUCUGCAGGGUCAGACUACUGGUCGUCAGACUGCUGUGGAGACACUCCGCAAAACAGCUGACUCUCUGGUCACCGCCCAGGGGGACCUGUUGACCAAUCAGGACCAUAUCCAUGAAACAGUAGAUGAUAUUGUGGAGAGGUAUGACAACCUGUCUAAGUCAGUGAGUGAUCGUAAUGAGAAGCUUCAGAUCACCCUGACCCGCUCCCUGAGUGUCCAGGAUGGCCUGGAUGAGAUGAUGAGAUGGAUGGAGGGAGUAGAGGAGAGUGUGAAGGAGAAAGGACAAGUCCCUCUGGAUUCAGCAGCCAUUGGAGAUGUGCUCAGCAAAGAGGCAGCUCUGGAGCAGGAUAUUUCCAGUCGCCAGAGCAGCAUCUCUGCCAUGAAGGCCAAGGUUAAGAAGUUUGUGGAGACAGCUGACCCCGCUGCAGCGGCUCUGCUGCAGUCCAAAAUGGACGCCCUGUCUCAGCGCUUCUCUGACGCCUGUGACAAGCACAAACACAAGCAGGGCCAGCUGGAGCAGCUGAAAGACAAGGUGGAGGAGUUUGAGAAGACAACGGAGAAGGUGCAGCAGUUUGUGCUCAAGCGCUCUCAGGUCCUCUCUGAAACAGACGGACCAGGGAAAAACGUCAACGAGCUCUCGCAGCUCAUGCAGGAUACUAACACUGAGUUGGCUGAACAUGCCAAGGAUGUGGAAAUGCUGCAGAUGCUGUCAAAGGAACUGGCCAAUAUGGGUCCAGAGGGAAGCAAGGCCCAGAUUCAGCGCAAGAUGGACAAGCUCUCCAACACCUUCAAUGCCUUCAAAAACACUGUGAAGGAGAAAGAGGAGGAGGUGUCUUCCUGCCAGGACCAGCUGGGAGACUUCAGGGCUGCAGCCGGAGCUCUCAGGACGUGGCUGGAGGAGACGACAGAGAAAGUCCCUGUGGUUCAGCCAACCAGCAGUGAACAGAGUCUAGCAAAGGACCUGAAGAGAGUCAAUGCUCUAAUGGAGGAAUGGACAACCAAAGGCUCUGCUGUCCAAGAUAUAAAUAGCAAAGGAUCUGCACUAUGUAGCCUCAUCAGUGUUCUCACAUCUCCAGCCAAGACCAAGAUGUCACAUAAGUCAGAGCUGAUGGUGGUACAGCAAAACAUGUCGUAUAUCAACGAGGGCCACAAGAGUCUGGGAGAAGUGCUGAAGGGCCGGGCUACAGAGCUGUCUGUCCUGGUGCAGGAGGUGACAGAGGCCCAGAAGGAGACAGACACCAUGAUAACAUGGCUGCAGGAUAUGAAGAAGACAGCAGCAUCCUGGAACUCUGCGUCCACAGAGAAAGACACCAUGAAAACACAACUGGAGCAACAGAAGGCCUUUGAGGAAGACAUGAAACAAAAGCGCGAGCAGCUCCAGAAGCUGAGAGAGAAGCUUCUCCAUCUGAUUGAAAAACACCCAGACUCUCCUGAAGCAGCAAAAUGGAAGCAGAUGCUGUCACAGAUAGAUGCUGCCUGGGCGGAUGUGAGCGGGUCGGUGGAGGACAGGAAGCAGCGUCUGGAGGAGUCCAACAGGAACCUGGACGUGUUCCAGACCACUGAGCCGCAGCUCCGCCAGUGGCUCUCAGAGAAGGAUAUGAUGCUCAGUGUCCUGGGGCCCCUCUCCAUGGACCCCAACAUGCUCAACACACAGAAGCAGCAAGUCCAGAUCCUCCUGAACGAGUUUGACAGCCGUAAGCCACAGUUUGACCAGCUUCACGAGGCUGCUGCUGCUAUCCUGAGCACAUCAGGCAAGCAGGACCCCUCCUCUGGUGGGAAGGUGGUGAAGGAUCAACUGGCCGCCGUCACCCAGAAAUGGCAGGGCCUGACUGGGCAGCUGGGCCAGAGAGCCGGCCUCAUCGACCAGGCCGUGGGGAAGUCGAGCCAGUUCCAGGAUCUGCUGAUGAGCCUGAGCCAGAGCGCCGCCUCACUGGAGACCCGGCUCAACAGCCAGCAGGCCCUUAGCAGUCAGCCUGAUGUGGUGAAGAAGCAGCUAGAGGAGGCUAACAACAUCUCUGGCCAGCUGAGGGAGGAGAGGAAGAGGCUAAAAGAGGCUGAGACCCUCUGCUCUGAGCUUUCUGCCCUGGUCACGGAGGACUACCUGAAAGCAGGCCUAGACAGGCAGCUGGAGGGGGUCAACAAGCCUUUCAAACAGUUGGAGGACAAAGCAGGGAAGCGGAUCCAGCAACUGAACUCCGCCUUCGCAAGCUCCCAGCAGUUCCACCAGACCUCCAAAGACUUCCAGGGGUGGAUGAACGAGAAGCUCCAGGAGCAGUCUAAAUCCCAGGCCAUCUCGGCCCAGGUGGAGACCCUCCGGCAGAGCCUGAAAGAACAGAGUGCCCUGCAGAAGGCCCUCAGUGAACACGAGGAACCGUACAGCACCAUCGUCAGGGAGGGAGAGACCCUCCUCCAGAACACUGACGGGGCAGAGAAGGUGGCGAUGCAGGGCCAGCUGGCUACACUGCGUUCCAACUGGGACGAUGUGAAGAAGAGCUCGGCUGAGCGCCAGGAUAAGCUCCAGGGGGCGCUGCAGAGGGUCCAGAAGUAUCACGAGCACGCUGAGAAGCUCCAGUCCUGGGUCCAGGAGUGUGAAGCCAGGGAGGGCAGCGUCAGGCUCAGCGUGGACCCAGCGGAGGUGGAGAGCUCCAUCUCCCAGCUGAAGGCCAUCCAGAAGGACGUCGAUAAACACAGAGGCCUGGUGGAGCAGCUGAACACUGCAGCCGACAGCCUCCUGGAGGUGGCCAACGCAGACACAGAGGCCGUCAGGGAGGAGAAGGCGGCCAUCGGGCAGAGCGUGGACCGGGUCACGGAGGGGGUCCAGAACAAGAGAGAGUCUCUGGAGAAGAUCUCACAGAGGCUGAAAGAGUUCAACGACACCCACAAUGAGGCCAAGGGCCAGCUGGCAGGGGCUAAGAAGCAGCUAGAUGCCCACACAUCACUGGGGGUCCAGGCCUACAGCAACAAGAACCUGACCAACAUGAAGGCCCAGCAGAAGAGCCUGGAUGGAGUCAACACCCAGGUUGAGCACCUGAAGAGCCUUGCCCAGGGCCUGGUGGCUGAUGUCCCCGAGGCAGACGGGGUGACCGACCUCCUACUGCAGGCCGACAGCCUGGAGAAAGAGCACGGCUCCCUCAGCAAGGAUGUAGGGGAGACCUGCUCCACCUUGGAGGGCAAGCUGCAGGGCAUCGGGCAGUUCCAGACCAACAUCCGCGAGAUGUUCACCCGCUUCGCAGACCUAGAUGACGAGCUUGACAGCAUGGCUUCUGUGGGCCGCGACCUGAUCACACUUAAGGAGCAGCAGGGCAGCAUCAAGGGCUUUGUGGAGAAACUGCAGGAGCUGAUGGCCGACACGGCUCGAGGAGGGGACAGCUGUAAGAAGAUGCUGGAGACUGAGGCCUCCCCAGACCUGCUGGGGCUGAAGAGAGACCUGGAUGCUCUGAGUAAGCAGUGUGGCAAGCUGAUAGACAGAGCUAAAGGGAGAGGGGAAGAGGUGGGGAGCACACUCACCCGUCUGGUUGAGCUUUACUCCAAGCUACAGCAGUUCACCAACAAACUGGGCGGGGCUGAGGUCAAGGAGGAAGGUCAAGGGUCACUUGGCAUGGAGACUGAUGUCAUCAACCAACAGCUGGAAGCUUUCAAGGUAUUCCAGAAAGAGGUUGAUCCACUGCAGAGCCAGUUGCAAGACAUUAACUGGCUGGGCCAAGGCUUGAUCCAGAACGCUGACAAAGGCACCAGCACCAAGGGCCUUGAACUUGACCUGGAGGAUGUCAACACACGAUGGAACACUCUCAACAAAAAGAUUGCUGAGCGGUCAGUGCAGCUGCACGAGGCCCUGUUGCAUUGUGGGAGAUUCCAGGAUGCCCUGGAGUCCCUACUCAGCUGGCUGACGGACACAGAGGACCUGGUGUCCAAUCAGAAACCUCCGUCUGCCGAGUUCAAAGUUGUCAAGGCACAGAUCCAGGAGCAGAUACUCCUCCAGAGGCUGCUGGAUGACCGCAGGCCCACGGUGGAGCUGAUUAAGAAGGAGGGAGGGAAGGUUGCGGAGCUGGGAGCAGAGUCCGUGGACAAGGAGAAGGUGGGGAAGGAGAUUGAGUGCCUGGGGCAGAGGUGGGACGCUCUGCUGAAGAAGGCUGAGAACAGGCACAAACAGCUGAAGAGCAUUCUGGUUGUGGCUCAGCAGUUCCAUGAGACACUGGAGCCGCUGUCUGAGUGGCUCUCUGCCACAGAGAAACACUUGGCCAAAGCUGAACCUAUUGGCACACAGACCUCCAAGCUGGAAGAGCAGAUCUCCCAGCACAAGGUAUUAGAGGAGGAGAUAAUGGAUCACAGUAAAGACCUGGUUCAGGCCGUCAACCUGGGUCAAAUGCUGAAGCUAGUCAGCUCAGUGGACGAUAAGGAGCUGGUGCAGUCUAAGCUGGACUCCAGCCAGGCUAGUUAUGUAGAGCUGCAGGAGCGUUGUAGGAGGAAGGCUGAGAUGCUGCAACAGGCUCUGGCCAACGCACAGCUCUUUGGAGAAGACGAGGUGGCCCUCAUGAACUGGCUCAACGAAGUGCACACUAGGCUGAGCGAAGUGUCCGUCAAAGACUACAAGACGGACGUGCUGGAAAAGCAGUGUGCAGAACAGCUGGCCCUACAUGAAGACAUUGAGUUGAGGAAGCAGAAUGUUGAUCAAGCCAUUUCUAAUGGAUUGGAACUGCUGAAACAAACAACAGGUGAUGAGGUGGUUGUCAUCCAAGGCAAGUUGGACGGGAUAAAGAUGAGAUACGCUGAGAUCAACUCCAUGAGUGAUAACGUGUCUAAGACCCUGGACCAGGCCCUAACCCUGGCCUCUAAGCUUCAGCACACACAUGAAGACCUCAGCUCCUGGCUGAAGAAUGUCGAGGCUGAGCUCACCGCCUUCACUGCUCAGGCGCCUGUAGGAGAGCAGCUCGUUCAGGCACAAGACAGGCAGAAGGCAUUGCUGAAAGAGGCCAGGGAUCACAAGCCCCAGGUGGACAAACUCAACGAGGUGAGCAGCUCUCUGCUGGAGCUGGUCCCUUGGAGGGCUCGGGAGGGCCUGGACAAGAUAGUGACAGAGGACAACGAUCGCUACAAGGCCACCAGCGACACCAUCGCACAUCACGUGGAGCAGAUAGACGCCGCUAUACUGAAAUCACAGCAGUUUGAACAAGCAGCUGACACUGAGCUAGCCUGGCUUACUGAAGCAGAGAGGAAGAUGUUGUCACUGGGAGAGAUCAGGCUGGAACAGGACCAGACCACUGUCCAGCUCCAGUCCCAGAAGGGCUUCUCUAUGGACAUCAUGAGACACAAGGAUGCCGUGGAUGGAAUUGUGAAAACAGGCCAGGCCAUCAUGAACAGCAAGGAUGAGGAGGAAAAGCAAGCCUUGAAGGCCAAGAUCCAGGCCCUCCUGGAGAAGUAUGUUGUUGUCAGUCAGCUGAACUCGGAGCGCUGCCUGCAGCUGGAGCGAGCCCAGUCUCUGGCCAGCCAGUUCUGGGAGACUUACGAGGAGCUGUGGCCCUGGCUCCAGGAGACCCGCACCAGUUUCAGCCAGCUCCCACUGGCGUCCAUCGAGUACGAAGCUCUCCGACAGCAGCAGGAGGAGCUCAGGCAAAUGCGAGAGCUGAUUGCUGAGCACAAGCCCUACAUCGACAAGAUGAACAAGACAGGUCCCCAGCUACUGGAGCUGAGUCCUGUGGCGGGGGUCGCUAUCAGGGAGAAGUACACAGCCACAGACCUGCUGUACGCCCAGCUCAAGGCUGACGUCAAACAGAGGGCCUUCACUCUGGAUGAGGCCAUCUCCAAAUCCACACAGUUCCAUGACAAGAUCGAGCCCAUGCUGGAGGCCCUGGAGCGGAUCGCUGAGCGCCUGCGUCAGCCUCCCUCCAUUUCUGUGGAGGUGGAGAAGAUCAGGGAGCAGAUCACAGAGAACAAGGUUGUGUCGGCGGACCUGGAGAAACUGCAGCCGUCCUACGACACGCUCAAGCAGCGCGGCGAAGAGAUGAUUGCUCGCUCAGCGGGAGCUGACAAGGACAUAUCUGCUAAAGCUGUGCAAGACAAGCUGGAUCGGAUGGUGUUCACCUGGAAUGAGAUCCAUGCCCUGAUGGAGGAGAGGGAGGCCAAGCUGCUGGAUGUAAUGGACCUGGCAGACAAGUUCUGGUGUGACCACUGUGCCCUCAUCGUUACCAUCAAGGACACCCAGGACCUGCUGAGGGAGCUGGAGGAGCCUGGAGUCGACCCUUCUGUGGUGAAACAGCAGCAGGAGUAUCUGGAGAGCUUCAAGGAGGAGAUUGACGGCCUCCAGGAGGAGCUUGAUGUGGUGCGGAACCUGGGGGCGGAGCUUAUGGCUGCUUGUGGUGAACCAGAUAAGCCAGUCACAAAGAAGAGUAUUGAUGAGGUGAACUUGGCGUGGGAGACUCUGAACAAGGCAUGGAAGGAGAGAGUGGACAGACUGGAUGAGGCCAUGCAAGCUGCUGUACAGUUCCAGGAUGGCCUGCAGGGUAUGUUUGACUGGGUGGACAUUGUGGAGCACAAACUGGGUUCUAUGUCACCUGUGGGCACAGACCUGGACACUGUCAAGCAACAGAUAGAAGAACUCAAGGAGUUCAAAGGUGAGGCGUAUCAGCUGCAGAUGGAGAUGGAGCGACUGAACCACCAGGCGGGCCUGCUGCUGAAGAAGGUGACGGAGGAGUACGACCGUUGUGCCAUCCAGGAGCCCAUGACCGAGCUCAAAAUGCUCUGGGACAACCUGGAUGAAAAGAUCAUCAACAGACAGCACAAACUGGAAGGAGCGCUGUUGGCUCUGGGGCAGUUCCAGCAUGCGCUGGACGAGCUUCUGGCCUGGAUGAGCAACACUGAAGAGCUGCUCAACGAACAGAGGAAGGCUGUAGGAGACCCCAAGGCCAUUGAGAUCAAGCUCGCCAAGCACCACGUCCUCCAGAAUGAUGUGUUGGCCCAUAAGACGACGGUGGAGGCAGUCAACAAGGCCGGUACUGACCUGGUGGAGUCCACUUCUGGAGAGGAAGCCGCCGGCCUGCAGAACAAACUGGAGAACCUCACCCAGCGCUGGAAGAACAUCCUGGAGAAGACAGAGCAGAGGAGGCAGCAACUGGACAGUGCUCUGCUUCAGGCCCAAGGUUUCCAUGGCGAGAUCGAAGACAUGCAGCAAUGGCUGAAAGACACAGAGCGUCAGCUGUUAGCAUCAAAGGCUGUGGGAGGCUUACCAGACACGGCCCGCGAGCAGCUUAAUGCCCAUCUGGAGUUAUGUUCCACAAUGGAGGCCAAGGAGGAGCUGUACCAGCAGCUGAUGAACAAAGGUCAGCAGCUGCUCACCAUGACCCCCUCCGGCCAGGACAGCAACACAGAGCAGGACCUCCGUAACCUACAGGACAAAUGGGAGUCUGUGCAGGCCAAGGUGGCUGAGAGAAAGGUGAAACUGGAAGAGGCUUUGGCUCUGGCCACAGAGUUCCAUAACUCUCUCCAGGACUUCAUCAACUGGUUGACCCAAGCUGAACAGACUCUCACUAUGUCCUCUCCUGCCUCCCUCAUCCUGGAAACCAUCCUGUUUCAGAUAGAUGAGCACAAGGUGUUUGUGACAGAGGUAAACUCCCACAGGCAGCAGAUCAUUGAGCUGGAUAAGACAGGGACACACCUGAAGUACUUCAGCCAGAAGCAGGACGUGGUAUUGAUCAAGAACCUGCUGAUAAGUGUACAGGGCCGCUGGGAGAAGGUGGUGCAGAGGUCUGUGGAGAGGGGCCGUCUGCUGGACGACACCAGGAAGAGGGCCAAACAGUUCCACGAAACCUGGAACAAGUUGACAGAAUGGUUGGACGAUUCGGAGAAGGCUUUGGACUCUGAGCUGGAAAUCGCCAACGAUCCUGACAAGAUCAAGACGCAGCUGGCCCAGCACAAGGAGUUCCAGAAGGUGCUGGGGAGCAAGCACUCAGUGUAUGACACCACCAGUCGUACCGGACGUGCCCUGAAGGAUAAGACGUCACUGCAGGACGAUAACCAGAAGCUGGACGACAUGCUGAGUGAACUGAGGGACAAGUGGGACACUGUCUGUGGCAAGUCAGUCGAGAGGCAGAACAAACUGGAAGAGGCGUUGCUGUUCUCUGGUCAGUUUACUGAUGCCCUGCAGGCCCUGAUUGACUGGCUGUACAGAGUGGAGCCUCAGCUGGCCGAGGACCAGCCAGUACAUGGAGAUAUAGACCUUGUGCUCAAUCUCAUCGACAGUCACAAGGUGUUCCAGAAGGAGCUGGGUAAGCGGACAGGGAGCGUUGCGGCCCUGAAGCGUUCGGCUAAGGACCUGAUUGAGAGCAGCCAUGAAGACUCCUCCUGGGUCAAAGCUCAGAUGCAGGAGCUGAGCGCUCGCUGGGAGACAGUUUGCGCUCGCUCAGUAUCUAAACAGACCCGGCUGGAACAGGCACUGAGUCAGGCUGAGGAGUUCCACUCUACAGUCCAUAUGCUGCUGGAGUGGCUGGCCGAGGCCGAGCAGAGCCUGCGUUUCCAUGGCACCCUGCCCGACGACGAGGAGGCCCUCGGGGCUCUUAUCGAGCAGCACAAGGAGUUCAUGAAGAAACAGGAGGAGAAGAGAGUGGGCCUGAACAAAGCCACCAGUAUGGGGGAGGCUAUCUUGACCAUCUGCCACCCAGACUCUAUCACCACCAUCAAACACUGGAACACCAUCAUUAAAGCCCGCUUCGAGGAGGUCCAGGCGUGGGCGCGGCAGCACCAGCAGCGCCUGGCCAUGGCCCUCAGUGAUCUGCUGGCCACUAAGGAGCUGCUGGAGGGUCUUUUGGGCUGGCUGCAGUGGGCUGAGACCACACUCAAUGACAAGGACAAUGAGGUCCUGCCUCAAGAGAUAGACGAGGUCAAAGCCCUCAUCGCUGAACACCAGACAUUCAUGGAGGAAAUGACCAGGAAGCAACCAGAUGUUGACAAGAUCACCAAGACACACAAGAGAAAGGCUGUGGUCGGGAGCGAGCCUGCCAGCCAGUCCCAUAUCCCUGUCCUGGAGAAAGGAAGAGGUGGAAGAAAGCGUUCUCCCACACAAGCCAUGUACCCAUCUUCACAGCCUCUCAUAGAGACCAAGAACCCCAGGGUUAACCUAUUGGUCAGCAAGUGGCAACAGGUGUGGCUACUGGCCCUGGACAGGAGGAGGAAACUCAAUGAUGCCAUGGACAGACUUGAGGAGCUGAAGGAAUUUGCCAACUUUGACUUUGAUGUGUGGCGGAAGCGCUACAUGCGAUGGAUGAACCAUAAGAAGUCGCGUGUCAUGGACUUUUUCAGACGCAUUGACAAGGAUCAGGAUGGAAAGGUCACCAGACAGGAAUUCAUAGAGGGUAUCCUCUCCUCCAAAUUCCCCACCAGUCGGCUGGAGAUGAGUGCGGUGGCAGACAUAUUUGACCGGGAUGGUGACGGCUAUAUUGACUACUAUGAGUUUGUGGCUGCCCUUCACCCCAACAAAGAGGCAUACAAACCCCUCACAGAUGCAGACAAAAUUGAAGAUGAGGUUACACGCCAAGUGGCAAAAUGCAAGUGUCCUAAACGAUUCCAAGUUGAGCAAAUUGGUGCCAACAAAUACAGGUUCUACCUUGGAAAUCAGUUUGGAGACUCCCAGCAGCUGCGUCUGGUACGGAUCCUACGGAGUACUGUGAUGGUGCGCGUGGGUGGAGGUUGGAUGGCUCUGGAUGAGUUCCUGGUAAAAAACGAUCCGUGUCGAGCCAAAGGAAGGACAAACAUGGAGCUGCGAGAAAAGUUCAUUCUCCCAGAAGGCACCACUCAGGUGAUGGCCAGUUUCCGGUAUAGAGGUCGUAGGUCGCGGCCGUCGUCACGUGCUGCCUCUCCCAACCGGUCAAACUCUAACCAUAGCUGUCCGGCCCAGCAUAAUAACACAGCCUUGACCAGCACACCCAAGACUCCCCAACACAUAACCCGCAAUUAUGAUAAGCCCUGGCUGACAAACAGCAAACCCUCCAGUCCUCUAAAAUCAUCAGACUCCUUUGAGAGCCAAGGUUCAUCCUCUGAGAGCAUCCCAAUACAGGGAAGCAAACUGCGUCUCCCUGGAUACUUGUCAGGAAAAGGGUUCCAGUCGGGAGAAGAGCAGGGAACCCUGAUCAAUGCUGCUGUGAUGAAAGCACGGGGGCAGGCAAUAGACAAUAAGCGUACCGGAAUCUUUUGUUCCCCAGAAUCGAGAAGACCCGGCAGCCGACCUGGAAGUAAAGCAGGUAGCCGAGGCAGCAGCCGGAGGGGAAGCGAUGCUUCAGACUUCGACAUCUCCGAUAUCGCAUCGGUGUGCUCCGAAACGUCGGAGAUGGUGGGUGACACCAGUCGGGGCACACCCCGCUCAUCGUCACGUCAACACGGAGGCAAGCCCUCCAAAAUCCCCACUCCUCAAAGGAGGUCGACCCCCAGCAAACUGGCCAAGACCUCCAAGAGAUAGUCAUUGGCCUUGAGACAACUACGGGAGCCCUGUUGGCCCAAAGUGGCCCUCCUGGUUCCACAAGACGUAUGGAGACUGGAGACACAUGAACUGACACUAGAGACUGGUGUAUGUGUUAAUUAUUUAAAGUGUUGCGAAGAUGUUAAAUAUUCUGUUGAGAGAAAAAAUUGUUUAAUAUUAAGUGAGAAUGGAAUGUCAAUGGCCUUGUGUAUUUGUCUUAAUGUAUUUUAUUUUCUGUGAAUAAUGUCAAAUUAUUAUGAUAAUUUUAUUUUAUUGACGCUAAACCUGAAGAGGAACAAAAAACUGAAAGAAAAAAAACAUGGAAAAGACUACAUUGUAUGGUCGUUGUAACACUUUUACACACUAAUGAAUGGUAACGCACAGCAUUGUGCUCUGAGAGAGUUACUGAAUGUACUGUCAUUUCUGUAUGCUGACAUGCGUGUGACAGACGGUGCAUCACGCUACUGUGGGACACCAAUGAUCUAUUAUCUAUUUAAAGUGCAAUGAUGUACUGCCAAAAUAUGCAUUUAAAGGGCAAUACAAUAUACAUGUAGCCUACCACAUAGUAAAUACUGCAAAUAAUGAUGUUCUGACAGAGAAGACCGUUGAAGGCAAGUUCACGCAGAAACCCCUCAAUAUCCAGGCUUUAAAAUACUUCAACUUUCCUUAGUACCUGCAGGUAAUACUGUUUUGUUUGGUCAACUUACAGCGAUGUGUGCCAUUUUACCUUGAAGAGGGGCCUCCCGGGGCCCUGAGUAGACAUUCUUUAGUGCAUCAUCAUGUCAGUGUAUGGUUCAUUUUGCUGGAGUGGAAAGGAUUACUGUAACCUUUUUGUAAUAAAUGUGCUUGCAAUAAGCUACCAUGGGA
Salvelinus namaycush (lake trout) is the source of this 20766-nucleotide messenger RNA. It is a transcript of the gene dst, whose product is annotated as dystonin. Gene Ontology annotation, biological process: cytoplasmic microtubule organization; wound healing; hemidesmosome assembly. Bases 1 to 19899 code for a protein of 6632 amino acids. Gene Ontology annotation, molecular function: microtubule binding; structural molecule activity; calcium ion binding. Gene Ontology annotation, cellular component: focal adhesion; intermediate filament; cytoplasm. The record is from RefSeq and is a predicted model, not a curated record. Lineage: Eukaryota; Metazoa; Chordata; Actinopteri; Salmoniformes; Salmonidae. The transcript is spliced from 101 exons.